UUAUUUAUUAUUUUUUUUCCUACAUUUCUACUAAGAUGACUAUUGACUACGUAGUAAAUAGAGUUAAUAAAAUAUGUCAAUUUCAAUGAUAUAAGUAAACUUUAUAGGCUAUAGUGCUAUAUUACCAUACAUCACUUAUAUUUUUUUUGUGUUUAAAAAAUGUUCAUAUUUUCAAUUUCGUUUAAGUGAUUUAUGUAUUUUAUUGUAAAAUAUUCCUCUACAACUAAAACUGAGUUUUAUGUUACUACAAAUUUAAGUUAUGUCUCAUUCUAAAUCUAAUACAACUUUCAUAAUUUUUAAAGCUUAUUCGGAAGAAAAAGAGCCAGUAGAUCCAUACUUAAAUAUUUUAAAAGAUCAAGGAUAUGAAACUCAGUUAGUUCCCACUUUGGAAUUUGAGUAUCAUAACUUUGAUACGCUUAAUCACAAACUACAAAAACCACAAGAUUAUUCUGGUAUGGUUAUAACUAGUCCAAGAUGUGCAAGAGGAGUCAUUAAGAGUUUGGCCAGUAGUAAGCUAGAUGAAAAUUGGCAGAAAAAACCUAUAUUUGUUGUUGGAGAAGCAACAGCUCGACUUAUAAACAAAGAACUCGGCCUUGAGCCAAUUGGGGCUGAUAGUGGCAAUGCUACGGCUUUAAUACCUACUAUUUUAAAAUAUGAAUUAAGUAAGCCAUUAUUAGCUCCAUGUGGAAAUUUAAACUUAAAUAUACUAUCAGAUAAUAUAAAAACUGUUAAAUUUGAGAAUGUAGAAGUUUACCGAACUAUACCGCAUAAUAAUUUAAAGACAAAUUUAAAUAUGGUGUUGAAUCAAAUUAAAGGCCAAAUAGGAGUUAUUUUUUUUAGUCCUUCUGGUUUUCGCGCAAUAGUAGAUCUGAUGCCAAAAGAAUUAUUUAGUCAAUUACAUAUUUUUGCUAUUGGUCCCACCACAGGUGCUGCUAUUGAGGAAGCUGGUUAUAUUUUAACUGGUUCAUGUGAAAAACCAAAACCAGAGUCUAUGUUAGAGAUGAUACAGUCAUUUAUUAAAUAAUACUAUACUAAUAACUGAUUUAUCAAAAUUAAUAUAUAACAAAAAUUUACAAAAUAAAUAAUA
This is a messenger RNA of Diuraphis noxia (Russian wheat aphid), 1087 nucleotides long. Its product is annotated as uroporphyrinogen-III synthase-like. Gene Ontology annotation, cellular component: cytosol. Gene Ontology annotation, molecular function: uroporphyrinogen-III synthase activity. Lineage: Eukaryota; Metazoa; Arthropoda; Insecta; Hemiptera; Aphididae. The record is from RefSeq and is a predicted model, not a curated record. Gene Ontology annotation, biological process: uroporphyrinogen III biosynthetic process.